Messenger RNA from Oncorhynchus kisutch (coho salmon), 1473 nucleotides. RefSeq names its product extensin-like. Lineage: Eukaryota; Metazoa; Chordata; Actinopteri; Salmoniformes; Salmonidae. The coding region runs from base 1 to 1473 and encodes 490 amino acids. The record is from RefSeq and is a predicted model, not a curated record. The transcript has a single exon.
AUGUUCAGCCCCAGGCCCACCAACAGCCCCCACUACCCAUGUUUAGCCCCAGGCCCACCAACAGCCCCCCACUACCCAUGUUCAGGCCCAACAACAGCCCUCCACUACCCAUGUCCAGCCCCAGGCCCACCAACAGCCCCCCACUACCCAUGUUCAGCCCCAGACCCACCACCGGCCCCCACUACCCAUGUUCAGCCCCAGGCCCAACAACAGCCCCCUACUACCCAUGUUCAGCCCCAGGCCCAACAACAGCCCUCCACUACCCAUGUCCAGCCCCAGGCUCACCAACAGCCCUCCACUACUCAUGUCCAGCCCCAGGCCCACCAACAGCCCUCCACUACCCAUGUUGAGCCCCAGGCCCAAAAACAGCCCUCCACUACCCAUGUCCAGCCCCAGGCUCACCAACAGCCCUCCACUACCCAUGUCCAGCCCCAGGCCCACCAACAGCCCCCCUACUACCCAUGUUUAGCCCCAGGCCCACCAACAGCCCUCCACUACCCAUGUUCAGCCCUAGGCCCAACAACAGCCCCCCACUACCCAUGUUCAGCCCCAGGCCCAACAACAGCCCUCCACUACCCAUGUCCAGCCCCAGGCUCACCAACAGCCCUCCACUACUCAUGUCCAGCCCGAGGCCCACCAACAGCCCUCCACUACCCAUGUUCAGCCCCAGGCCCAACAACAGCCCUCUCCACUACCCAUGUCCAGCCCCAGGCUCACCAACAGCCCUCCACUAAUCAUGUCCAGCCCCAGGCCCAACAACAGCCCCCCACUACCCAUGUUCAGCCCCAGGCCACCAACAGCCCCACACUACCCAUGUUCAGCCCCAGGCUCAUCAACAGCCCCCCCACUACCCAUGUCCAGCCCCAGGCCCACCAACAGCCCUCCACUACCCAUGUCCAGCCCCAGGCCCACCAACAGCCCUCCACUACUCAUGUCCAGCCCCAGGCUCACCAACAGCCCUCCACUACUCAUGUCCAGCCCCAGGCCCACCAACAGCCCUACUACCCAUGUUUAGCCCCAGGCCCACCAACAGCCCCCCACUACCCAUGUUCAGCCCCAGGCCCACAAACAGCCCCCUACUACCCAUGUUUAGCCCCAAGCCCACCAACAGCCCUCCACUACUCAUGUCCAGCCCCAGCCCCCAGGCCCAACAACAGCCCUCCACUACCCAUGUUCAGCCCCAGGCCCACCAACAGCCCUCUCCACUACCCAUGUCCAGCCCCAGGCCCACCAACAGCCCUCUCCACUACUCAUGUCCAGCCCCAGGCUCACCAACAGCCCCCCACUACUCAUGUCCAGCCCCAGGCCCACCAACAGCCCUCUCCACUACCCAUUUCCAGCCCCAGGCUCACCAACAGCCCUCCACUACUCAUGUCCAGCCCCAGGCCCACCAACAGCCCUCCACUACCCAUGUCCAGCCCCAGGCCCAACAACAGCCCUCCACUACUCAUGUCCAGCCCCAGGCCCACCUAG